Messenger RNA from Quercus robur (English oak), 1056 nucleotides. RefSeq lists its product as uncharacterized. Gene Ontology annotation, molecular function: zinc ion binding; nucleic acid binding. The transcript has 3 exons. The record is from RefSeq and is a predicted model, not a curated record. NCBI's taxonomy places the organism in Eukaryota, Viridiplantae, Streptophyta, Magnoliopsida, Fagales, Fagaceae. Bases 1 to 1056 code for a protein of 351 amino acids.
AUGAGGGCUUUCUUGUGUGCUAUAGAUGAGUCGGUAUGGGACUCCGUCAAGAAUGGGAUAUCGCAUGUGGAGGCAGCCAAGGAAGCUUGGACGAUUCUUGAGACUAUCUAUGAAGGUACCAAGAAAGUCAAGGACACGAAACUCCAAAUGCUUACCACCAGAUUUGAAGAGCUCAAGAUGGGUGACAAUGAGUCUUUUAAUUCAGUUUAUGGGAAGCUCAAUAAAAUUAGCUUCCGGGAAAAAGUCACAGCUAUAGAGGAAAGUAAAGAUUUGGAUGAGAUCAAAAUCCAAGAACUCAUUGGAUCUCUCCAAACAUAUGAGUUGGGACUACCUUCUCGCAAGACGAGCAAAUCUCUUGCUCUCAAAACCAUCACCGAAAGAAUGAAUGACUCCUCCAAAGAAGAUGAUGUGGAGAAGGAGGUAGCAUUUCUUGCAAAGAACUUCCGAAAAUUUAUAAAGAUGAAAAAUAGUGGGAAGCCAUUCAGCAAAGGGAAGUUUUCAUCCUCCAAAAGUGAUAGGAAGGAGUUCAAGAAGAAAGAUGGGAAGGAUUUUCAAUCCCCUCAAGGAAUUGUGUGUUACGAAUGCAAUUUCCAUGGACAUCUCAAAAAGGAGUGUCCCAACUAUGUGAGAGGGAAGGGUAAAGUGUUUGCCACUACCCUUAGUGAUUUUGACAGCUCAAAUUCAGACACGGAAGGAGAAUGUGAUAGUGAAGGAAACUACAGAGCAUUCAUGACAAUUGCCUCCGUUGAUUCUAAGAAUGAUUUGAGCAAUUUGGUUGAUGAACUUGGUGAUCUUUCUGAGGAUGAGGAAAUUGAAGAAUCGGAAGAUGAGCGCAUCUCCACCAAGAAACUUGACAAUGUGUUGUCCUUUCAAAAGUCUUCACAUGAUAAGACUAGUUUGGGCUAUACCAAAGAAGGAAGUUCUAGUAGCGAAUCCAAGAAGGAAGUAAAGUUCAUAUCAGCCAAGAAUGAAGAGAAACUUAAAGAAAUGAAGCCUAGGAUUGAAACCCCUGCUGUAGUAAAAAGAACCAUUGGUGCAAUGCCAAAGGAAAAAUAG